This is a messenger RNA of Pseudo-nitzschia multistriata, 15385 nucleotides long. The record is from the annotation of a GenBank genome assembly. Lineage: Eukaryota; Bacillariophyta; Bacillariophyceae; Bacillariales; Bacillariaceae.
UAAGGACUUUGUUGACACUUUUGUCUCAAGUUUCUCGAGAAAGCAAAAUCUUAAAUUUCUACAAUACGCAGCAUCGAUGUUGGAGAAGUCUAACUGGAAAAAACUCUCUCAAUCUUUCAAAAGAGCUUCACAACUUGGUUUGAAAAAGAUGAAACAACGGCAAGAAAACUCAGACGUUUCAAUGUCAGAUUCCAUGAUUGAGACCUGGCAGAACUUCGCCAAGAAAGCAGAACGAUUUGAACGCCAAAGGGUGUCAUGCGACGCUGGUCUUGCUUUUGAGUUUGCUGAAGGCGCAUUAGUAGAUGCUAUCCAGACCGGGAAAUGGUAAGGACCAUAAUACAGUACGAAAUCGAUAGGCCGAUUCCAGGAACUGCUUCUAAUAAUUCUUUUCUUAUUUUAAUGUUUCAGGGUUCUUCUUGAUGAAAUCAAUCUCGCUUCAUCUGACACAUUGCAACGACUUUGCGGACUGUUGGACGAGCCAACUGGAAGUCUCACGUUGACCGAACGAGGAGAUGCUACUGCUAUUAAAAGGCAUCCGAACUUUCGAUUAUUCGCAGCAAUGAACCCAGCGACUGAUGCCGGUAAAAAAGACCUUCCUGCAAGCAUCCGCUGUCGAUUUUCGGAACUCUACGUUGAUGAAUUACUCGACCCAAUCGAACUUAGACUAGUUACUGCGCAAUGCCUUGAUGGCGUCCUACCGAAUGACGGAAAUGCUCCAGAACACACAGAAAUUGUUGCACGCAUUGUGGAUCAAUAUAUACGGUGUCGUGAGCUUGCGCAUACUACUCUUUGCGAUGGAAAUGGUCAUAAGCCAAGGUACACAUUGAGAACAUUAUCACGCGCACUGAAAGCUGCUAAGAACUUGGUGUUACAACAACGGCUUCGUCUUACUGUGGCUAUAUAUGAAGGGUUCCAACUCUCAUUUGAAGGGAUCCUUGACGGUGCUUCGAUAAAAAUAAUGAGAAAAAUGCUCAAGAAAGCGUUUUUACAAGACGAGGCGAAGAAGAUCGACUUGGAUCAUCCUGGUAGGAGACCCGGGGGAAGGGACGGUGAGAACGCAUACGUACUAAUUAAGCCGUUUUGGAUCAAAGCUGGACCUUUGGAAAGAACUGAUUGGUCCGAGAUCGGAGCAAAUGGAAAGUCAAAGUUCAUCCUAACAAAAACAGCCUUGACAAAUUUGCGACGACUUGCGCAAGCCCUAGCGACGGGCCCGUGGCCCGUAUUACUUGAGGGACCUACAUCGAGCGGUAAAACUACGCUUGUCGAGUAUAUUGCAGCGAGAUGCGGGCACMACGUCGUCAGGAUAAACAAUCACGAACACACAGACGUUCAGGAAUACACUGGAGCAUUCGCCGCUGAUCGAAAUGGAUCGUUAUCCUUUCGAGACGGCAUUCUUGUACAAGCACUCAGGAAAGGACAUUGGGUUAUUCUAGAUGAGCUAAAUCUCGCUCCCAGCGAGGUACUCGAAGCGCUCAAUCGAUUGCUUGAUGACAAUAGAGAACUGUAUUUGGCUGAAACGAACGAGACAGUCAAGCCACAUCCUAACUUUCGUCUCUUUGCCACUCAAAAUCCUUCUGGGGCUUACGGUGGUAGAAAACCUCUAUCACGGGCAUUCCGCAAUCGUUUUGUUGAGCUACAUGUAGGCGAUAUUCCCAGUGAUGAGAUGUCUCAGAUCCUAGAAAAGAGAUGCGGUUGCCCUCCUUCGCACGCGAAACUUUUGGUGGAAAUUAUGGUAGAUCUUAGGGUCAAAAGAAGCAAGAGCAAUCUUUUUCUCGGUAAAGAUAGUUUUAUAACCCCGAGAGAUCUACUAAGAUGGGCAGAACGACAAAGUGGGUCAAAGAAAGAUUUGGCUGAACAUGGAUAUAUGGUUUUAGCGGAAAGACUGCGCUCGGACGAAGAAAAGCAAAUGGUUCUCAAUGUCCUAGAGGAACACACCAAAAUAAAAAUAAAUUUGGAGCGACUUUACUACGGCGAAAACUCCGAAGCAAAACAAAUUCUUGAUAAAGCUCUAGAAGCAGCUCGGGUUCAAAAGAAUGAUCUCAUCGCAUCGGUUGCACCAACUAGAUCAAUGUUACGACUUAUACAUCUAGUGUCAGCAUGCGUGAGACAGAAAGAACCAGUUCUCUUGGUUGGAGGUAAGAAUGACUAUGUGAUCGUUAAGUUGCUUCUUCUCUCUUCUUUUCUAACCUCCUGCAUCGUACCUCCGUAGACACGGGUUGCGGAAAAACCACUGUCAUUCAAUUACUCAGCUUUGUAUUGAAUCAGGCAUUGUUCAGUGUCAAUUGCCAUGCAACAACAGAGACAUCAGAUCUAAUUGGAGGACUUCGACCGGUUCGAGGGCGAGAUGCGAUCAAGGAAAAGAUAGUUACGAAAAUGAGAGAGUUGAUUCAAAAGUGGCCAUACGAUGACAUGGUUGAUGACCUUGACUUAGAACCUUACAUCUCUCCCAGCAAUCUACAUGAAAAGGUGUCGGAUGCGUCUAUAGCAUCAUAUGAUGUCGACACAAUGGUGGAGAUUGCUCGGAAUAUGUCUUCAAGGAGACAUCAAAUUCUAAAUGACGAGUCAACUAAAGGACGAACUAAAAAGCGAAGAAAAGUCAAAGAAUCAGGUACACCUGAUAACAGUAGUGAUUGUAGUGAUGACCUUUCAGAAGAUUACGUUGAAUCAAUCGAUGUGAUUGCCUCUGAGAUUGAGAAUUUGGGGCGGCGUUUCAAGGCUUUGUUUGAGUGGUCUGAUGGUCCGCUUGUGACAGCUAUGAAGUCAGGAGAAUUGAUGCUUCUAGAUGAAAUGAGUCUUGCCGAAGACGCUGUGUUAGAGCGUCUGAAUUCUGUCCUAGAACCAUCAAGAUGUAUUGUUCUUGCUGAAAAAGGUGAUGGCGGAUCAUCUGACGCGGAAAAAGAUGAUCGCAUCAUUGUAGCCCACGAUCAAUUUCGAAUUUUCGCCACAAUGAAUCCAGGAGGUGACUAUGGUAAAAGAGAGUUGAGUCCAGCUUUACGAAGUCGUUUCACAGAAAUCUGGGUGCCUUCUCUCAAAGAAAGAAGCGAUUUUGAGAUUGUGAUGGGUAGAUCAUUUACACUUAGUCUGGGAAAACAAAUUAACUUCGACCAAUCGUCAAUAGUCACCCGCAUUCUUGAUUAUGUCGAGUGGUUUAAUACGGACAUUUGCGGUGCGACUUCAAGCCCGUUUUCUGGUUUUUCUCUCUCGUUACGAGAUAUUCUUUCUUGGGUAAAUUUUAUUGUUGAGGCAAGAAAAUCAAACGCAAAACUCACAAUAUCAGAUGCACUAUAUCAUGGUGCAUGCCUCAUGCAUCUCGAUGGCCUAGGAUUGGGAUCAGGCCUUGCUUCAGAUUCCUCAACUGCGCUUAAGGUGAAAGCAGAACAACAUCUCAUUGGUCUUAUAGAAGGAAACAUUUCCAACGCCCACAGUGUUGAUGAACCGAUUUGUAUCCAGGAGGAAAAAUUUGGCGUCUUCCCGUACUUCAUCAAGCUUGGAGUAGCUAAUAUUCCGAAGUCAACUUUCAAUAUGACAGCUCCAACAACAUCCCUGAAUGCAUUUCGUGUUUUACGAGCAAUGCAGCUUAAGAAACCCAUUCUUCUAGAAGGAUCCCCUGGAGUUGGAAAGACAUCCUUAGUCAGCGCUCUUGCAUCUGCAUCUGGUAAUAAACUUGUGCGAAUCAAUCUUUCAGAACAAACUGAUAUCUCUGACUUGAUGGGCAGUGAUCUACCGGUGGAAAAUUCAACGAGUAAUGGACCUUCUUUCGAGUGGUGCGACGGAGUUUUGCUGACAGCCAUUAAAGAAGGUAGCUGGGUUCUCCUAGAUGAGCUCAACCUGGCGUCCCAAGCUGUACUAGAAGGACUAAAUAGUUGUCUGGACCAUCGUGCCACGAUGUACAUCCCAGAACUUGGAAAGUCAUUUGAAUGCCCUCCCACUUUCCGUGUUUUUGCGGCUCAAAAUCCAUUGGGUCAAGGAGGAGGUCGAAAGGGACUUCCGAAGUCAUUUCUAAAUAGGUUCACAAAGGUAUAUGUUGAUGCUCUGACUGAUUCAGAUCUCCGUUCUAUUGUGUCUUCACGAUUCAAAUCAUUCUCGGAAGACUUUGUAAAUCAAAUCAUCGAUUUCAACAAUGACAUCCACCGCGAAGUAGUUGACCUUCAAGAAUACGGGUCUGAUGGUGGUCCUUGGGAAUUCAAUCUACGUGACGUAUUUCGUUGGUGCGAAUUGAUAGAAGCAGGACAUUCAUCGUACGCAGCAGGUGCUCGUGACCUAUACUACCAACGGUUUCGAACACAGGAUGAUAGGGAUAAACUGGAUAAAACGUUUCAGAAACAUUUUGGAUGCUCGAUGCUUCCAAAAGGUUCUCUGGAGUUUGAAAUUCUGGAUUCGAGUGUUCGAAUUGGUGAGACUUAUCUGAGUCGCCUUGGCCAAUUAGCCCAAAUGCAACAGGGUGAUAGACUUAUGCGAGCGUCAGACCUACUAUUCUCACGACUUAUUCCAAUGGAAGCAGUAGCACGCUGUAUCAAUUUAAGAUGGCCGUGCCUUCUUGUUGGCGGAAGUGGGACUGGGAAGACCUCGAUAGUAUCGAGUUUAGCAGAUCUCUGCAAUGCAACUCUUGUUGAGCAUUGCUUAUCUCCGUCCUCUGACGUAGCAGAGCUUAUAGGUGGAUUUGAACAAAGCGAAACUAUGUCAAAAGAUAUCCAGAUUAUCAAAGAAGUCUGCGCGUUGGCAAAUAGCGUCAUAGGUACCGACGCUUUCAAGUCGCGGAACUCUAAAACAUGCUGGGAUAUCACUGUAGAGUUACAGAGAUACAUAGAAAACUGGGAAAACUCCACUCUUUCAUACGAGGAUCAAAUGAAUUUUCCGUGGAAAGAAGUAAGUGAUCUGUCUGAGGUACUUCUAUCAGUUAUUGAAGAAAAUCCUGAUCUAUCCUGCUUUCAUGAUCCUGUAAAAGGUAUCAAAGAAAGAACUCUUAUUCAACUUACCAAGAAGCAAAAAUCGGCUCAAAACCAGGAAGACUCUGCUCAUUUCGUAUGGCGCAAUGGUGUGCUGGUAGAGGCGUUAGUGAAAGGCCAUUGGUUGUUACUUGAAAAUGCAAAUCUUUGCCCGUCGUCUGUGCUUGACAGACUGAAUUCGGUCACAGAACGCGAUGGAUUCUUACUUCUGUCCGAGUCAGGGACGCAGGAAGGGGAAGACAACACUCAAGCUCAUCGGGUAAUCAGACCACACAAAAACUUUCGAAUAUUCUUUACGAUGAAUGCUGCUAAUGGUGAAAUAUCGCGUGCAAUGAGAAAUCGGUGCGUAGAAAUUUCUCUCUUGGAGUCUACAAUGCAGAGUCCUUUGAAACCAAAUGCACCUAUUUCGUCAGACAUAUUUUCCAAAGUGCAGAUGGUUGACUUUCUUAGCAUAAUGCGCUGUGCUCGAAUUCGUUCCAUAGAGGUGGCAUCUACAAUUAUCCAGGCAUGCUUGAAUGAGUUCAUGCAAUCAUCAACUUUUGAGGAACCUCCGAAUUUGAGGAGUGUAUUUGAGUCUGUCCAUAUUUUGCCAAGUCUGCUUCGUCGAGGUUUGAAUCCUCGAGCAGCAGGACGAAAUUUUAUGCAGCUUUCUUUCGAAGUGGAUGAGUCCGCUGUAACAAUGGAUUUCGCUGUAGGCAUUUUUUGUACAAGUCGAGCCAUAGAUGCUACUCCGCUACCGGGGAACUUGUUGUUCAAGUCUGUGAGGAGCGGAAAUGAAGCCCCUUUGAUGAAUUUGGCAUGGCAGGCUCGGCUUCUGCGACUUUUUGCAACAGAAAAAUCGAAUGUACAGGGUGUGAUGACUAAUCUUGGCCUCCUGAAUUCAUCAGAAACAGAUCAAAUCGACCGAUCCAUUUUUGUUUUCCCUUCCUUUCACGAAUUACAGUAUAUCUUGUCUCAAUUGUUUCUCAAGUCGAAAUCAUUCCAAGAACUUAAACUUAGGGCUUCCACAAUGGUUGGAUUCAGAAGUCCAUUAUGGUAUACAAUCCAAUGGAUGGCGUCAGACUUGGGAAGAUCACUCUCUCGAACAAGAAACGUAAUAGAAACAACUCACCUUGAUGACUGCGCGAGUUUUGUGUGGCUGCGAUUGCACCAGCGGUUUGUUGAACACCUGUGGAAAACAAAUUUGGCGAGGAGACAUACUGUUCUUGAUUCAAUUGAAGAUCUGGUAGUCCUUGAAGCUUCUUACUACAUGCACGAGAAUCUCCUCGACGGAUCUACAGUACCAUGUUCAGUCACCGGUUUGCUGUAUAGAUUCUUCAUUGCAAUUGAUCAUUGGACAAAUAAUGUUCUCGUUGCCAAUGAAACGAUCUUCAUAAAAAUACUCCCCAAACUGAGAACUGUCUUGGACGAGAGAGACAAGCUUUGGACUCUUCUGAAAAACCUCCCACUCAAUGUAAAUGUUAUGAACGGGUUUUCUGCCUUUGAUGAAAGUGAAUUCAUUGUUCAGUGGCAAUGGCUCCAAAAGAUGAUACCAAAAAUUGAAUUUCGAAAUUCCUGCGUACAAGGGUGGCAACAAGUAGAAAUCUUGGUUGACGCUAUUGACAGAGCCAUUUAUGGAGGCCCUCGGCCUACUUGGUCAACUCGUGGCGUAAGAAAGAAAAUGAUGAGCCCUCUUGUGCCUCGUGAAGCUAAGCAUUGGGAGGAUCUAUUUUCCCUCGAAGCCCUUGCCCAUGGAUGUUCCCUUGUACGUGACCACCGCUUUGACCCUUUCCAAAAGAAUGGAAAUCUAAUUGAUCUCAAUCAGCUAAUGGGAGUAGGCCAUCCGAGCCUUUACAUCACUGUUGAAGAGAAAAACCAGCUCCUUGCAGCAAUUUGUACAUCACAAGUGUCAUGGACAAAUUCAGAAUCUAAUGGAAGAACAUGGAUUGAAGAGAUUAACUUUCCUCUAAAAAUGAAAGAAGUUUUUGGAAAACAAAAAGAUUCUUUUGAAAUAGAAAUGAAGUCAGCAAGCGUUGAUAUGGAUAUUCAAACUGUCGACAAUCAGGUUGACCCUAAAUUUCUUGAAGAGCUGAGGGAUGUCUCCGCCACUACAACGUCAAAGAUUGAUGGAUAUUGUAAUCUGAUGGCAAGGCUUCUCACUUGUUUCGGGAACUUUCAGCUUUCUGCAUUGGCUGAAUUUUGGUGCGUUCAUCAAGAAGUUUAUUUGUGCGGUCAAUUGUCGAAACUUUUACUUGAAUCAAAGGACGAGACAAGUUUUAAAAAUGGGCUUAUUUGUUUGAAAAAAGGUAUGACAAGUCUUGUGGACAAUGUAAUUUCAAGAACGAUAUGGACAAUAAGUGAUAUGCGGACUUUUCAACUUUUAAUCUGGGCAUUGGAAGGAAAGGCCGCAGAUGAGAAAUCUUUGCGUGCUCUCCUGCGAUCUCUUCUACCGACGAUGCUGUCAACUAUAUCCCGCCACUCCUUCACAGGGUCCUUUGUCUGUAAGAACCCGAUUUCUUCGUCUCUUGAGAUGCCAGAUAUGUGGUCAACUGAUGAUGUUCAGAGUGACAUUUUAAUCAACAAUUUCGAUGUAACUUACAAGGAAUCUGUUAUCGGGAAUGCAAGACUUCGCCAACCAGUCCGCACUGAAAUUUUGCUGAAGAUGAUUGGAAUUCAACUAUCGUUCGCUACGAAGCCCUCCAGGAAAAAGUUUUAUACAAUUGAAAAUGCAGUUCAUCGUGAGCAUCAGUCGAAAGAAAUAUUGAGUAUGCUCUCGACCCUCUUUAUUUCUCCCUCAAAUGCACGGUUGUAUGUUUAUCACUAUACAUUAUUUGACAUUUUAUCUGCUGUCAAUGACCUUUAUCAGGAUCAUACAAUGAACGAAGUGUUGUCUCUCGUUAAGAAUACAAAUGCUUUGGCCGAAUCAACUUUUGAGCAAAUCAAAUCUGCUGGUGAAAGAAUCAAUAACAAUUUGUUCAGUCUAUUUUGGCAUGAUUUGCUCCUGCCCUUGUUAAAAUCUAUGCAUCUUGCAUGGCUGGAAGACGACAACACAGUUGAAUAUGACAAACAGUGCUCUCGAGCAUCGAUCUUUCUUGGAUUAUUGAGGCUCAAUCUGCUCGCACCAUGCAGUCCAUUGGAUCCGGGAACGGCUCCUCUUGCAAAAGUGUCGCUGAUCACAAAACAAUUAGUCUGUAUACAAUCAAGGCUCAUAGCGACAAGGCUCAAUAGUGGCUUUGUUCAGGGAAAUUUUGCUCCAGACACUGAUGCAACUAGAUCUCUCCUUGAGAGUGCCGAAUAUCUAUCGAAAAAGAAAGCAUCGCAGCAGAAAAAGGUAAUAGAACGAAUUGAGUCUGCUCCUGCCUUCAAUGAGUUAUUUCGAGAAACUAGGGAAUUUUUGAAGACAGCAUCGGGAAAUGCUACUGUACUUGAUCUUCUAGAGAAAUUACCUUUAAUAGGGACUAACGAAAACAUGGCCGGGAGUAUCGAGCGACGUGCUGAAAAUUGGCAGCGCACUGCUGCCGCAUUUUGUAGACGACUGUCAGACGAUUUCGGUGCGUAUGAGGACGUAACUACAUCUAUAAUAGAUUCUGUUCGAAUGAUACAAGAUGGGUUAUUUGAUUUGACACAUCAAAAACUAAGGUCAGAUGAAAAACAAGAACAAUUCUGGGGAAGCGUUUUCGAUGAGUUGUAUAAGUAUCCGAUGCAACAAGACGCGAAUUCCAUUAAAGUGCUUCAUGGUGCAACAGGAAUUCAGAAGUUUGAGUCAAAUUUAGAAUGUACGAAGGCCUUGUCGAUUGCAAUUUUGGCGCGUCUAUUCCUCAAGAACGAAACUGUGGGAUUGGACGAAGAUGAGAUAGUGGUUUGCUCCCGUUUGUUCACGAGCGUGACAAGUGCAUAUGAUGGGUUCGUUGGUGAGAAAGAAGACUCCAGUUUGGAGGAAAUGCAGGAAAGAGCUUUCAGAGAACAAUUUCCUGAUCAUCGAAAAGAAUUCAGUGCUAUCUUACAAGACACAUCAGAAGAUUUAGAUGAAGAAGAUACCAUCAAUGCUACUAGCGAAGACGAGCUUGGUACCAAGAUGGAGGACAGGAGUCUAACAGAAACGGAAAUUGAAUUGCUGUAUCAAAUUUACAAUGGUAUUUUCUCUGGGAAGAAAAUUUUCCAUUUAGAUUCUAUUCGAAAGAUUGCUUAUCAUUCGUCUUACGCCGCUGCCCACGAGUUGCAGGAAAAUUACGGAAAUUCUGCUAACUCUCGGCUAAGAUCAGAAUUGAUGGGAGGACAUGCCUUCGCUAUUUGUCUCUCGUCAGUUCCUAAGGGUAAAUUGACCGUACCAUACUCUCAUUUCCGACAAUCGUCCACAGUCGUAGACUUCCAUAACGAAGCAUGCCCUKCAAUGGCUCUAUCAGCAGCGAGGCCACUUGCGACGCUCAUGGCUCGUACUACCCAGCUACUUACAGCGUUUCCUGGUCACUCAAUCUUGAUUGGUUUGGGCAAAAUCUGCGAAAAAGUGCACAAACUCAAUAUAAUGACAACUCCAAUUGGCAAAGUAAUGACGGGCCUUGAGGUCAUUCUCAAGCAAGCCCAAGACUGGGAGCAGCAUGCGAGUGAAAAGGUUAAAAUUGGAUCACCACUUGAAGCCAUUGGGCGUCUCAUUUCGGAAUGGAGGAAGUUUGAAUUAGAGAGCUGGGGAAAAUUAAUCCAAGGACGACAUCUUAGACACACUAAGAGAACACAGCAACACUGGCUACGGUUACGUGGCAUUCUUGAUGUGCUACCUCUCCAAGAUCAUGGUCAAGACAUACAUAAUAAUUCUAACCUCGUCAUCACAAGAAUAGGUUGCAGCACUCCACAAUGGGUGUGGAAAGGAUCUUCCAGUACUGGUUCUGAGCUAUUUGACUUGUUUGGUGACGCAUACCUGGAAAAGCUGAAAGAUCUCGUAAAGGCACUUGAUACUUUCAUGCUAACAUCCACGUUAGGAGAAUUCGAAGAGCGACUUCGAAUAUUGAGAACAUGUGCCGACGAAAGCUCAACGAUUCUUGGUGGCAUCGAAACGGAAUCAUUAUAUCAGUUACAGCAAUCGAGGAUAUUGGACUCAAUUUGCACGUAUUAUGAGCAAUAUUUGCCGAGAUUGGUCCAGAAAUUGGCGGACCUGAGGGCACCAGUAGAAGAAAAGCUGAAGAACGAGACUAAACUUGCCAAGUGGGAUAAUCAGUCGUACUAUGCACUCGCAGAAUCCACGGAGAGAAACCAACGUAAAUUGAUGAAAAUUCUGUCGGAAUUCGACGAGUCAUUAAACCUCAAUGUAGGCAUUAUAAUUCAGGAGGAGGGUUGUUCAGGACUGCGUUCCAGUAUCGAGGCACACGACGAGUUCUGUGCGACCUUCCCAUCUUUUACAUCCAUGUUUCCGAUGCAGGGCUUAAAAACAGAAUAUGCGUCCAAGUCAAGUUCCAACACACAAUUUUCCUUUGACCUCGUAAUGGUUGACGAAGGACUGAUCAAUUAUCCAAGAGAUGGGCAUGUAUGGAAGAUAUCGAAGUAUGCGCAGAAAAUGAAGAGGUUGCAUGCGAAAUAUUGUAAGAAUCCUGUCGAGUCAACCCUACGUUUGGGUGUCAAUACAGCUAGGUCUUUUUGCCAGGCAAUAUUCGAUCGAGUCGAGUCACUUCGAGAAAACAGUACCAGACCUAUGAAAGAGCGAGCUCUUGUGGAUCUUUUCCGUGAGUUGAAACAAAACGGAUUGACAACUACGAAGUGGUCAACACCAAGUCAGUUGAAGGACAUCGAGCAAAUAUUCCUCUUGCCGACACCCAAACUUGAUGUAGAAGGAGGAAGUGAAAUGUGUGGCGCAGCUUUAAAUAGAGCCGAGCAAUAUUAUGUGAAGUGUAUCUCUGAAGUACAUGCAUUGAGGUCUGAAACCAUGAUGUUGGGUAGUAAGCAUAUGAGUAAGCGUGAAAUGGAUUCAAUGGUCAAUCUAAGCUACAGUGGUAUUCAUCUAUUAACCCAGCAACGAUGCCUAUUAACGAAACUUCUGUGCGAGAACCGUCGUUUGAAAGAAUGGAUUACAUCUGUACAAAGUUGCAAGCAAAGCUUGCCGCCUUAUCAGUCACAAUUGGAAAGGGCUUUGAAGUCAUUUCGAAAGCGACGAGCUUUCGCUUUCGAAAGUUUACGGCAACUCACUCUUCUUUUGCAAUCGACCAAACCCUUUGUAAGCGGAGACGAGAAAAGUAAUUGGAUACGCGAUACUAUAUCAAACCUUGAAUCGCUUCAACCAUCGGGUACUAAGAAACAAUAUGAUUACUUUGUCACCUGGGACACACUGCAAGAAAUUGAAAAGGAGAAAAUGGUAUUACGACAGGCAAUGGAAUUUGUUGAAGAGAGUUUUCGCCAGUGCAAAGACCUUUCAUGCCUCCCGUUGGAUCCGUUUGAUGCAUGCCUUAAAAACAUCAAAGAUGCACACGCAUCAGCAAUAGCUUGCACUGAGAUUUCAAAGAAGUCAAAUAAAAUGCGUAUGGAAAUGCUGGCACCAAAUUCGGCGGGAUUUUCCGAAAAGAUAUCGUUGCUCAUAGAAAAGGUACUUGUGACUUAUCAAAAUUUGAACAAAGAAUCAAACUGUAAUGAUCGGUCUCAAGAAGACACACGAAAUGACGACGACGAUCAACCUUGGUGUGAUCUUGCUAUCUGGGAUUGUCACAAAAACUUCCUGAAAUCGUAUUCCAACUUGAAUAUGAAACAGCUUAAUCGACAUCUUUUUGAUUUGAUUGAGGAUCUACGCGAACUUCACAAUGACGAAUCUUUCUCAAUUGAUGAUCGUGUCUGCUGUAUUCAAUUAGUAUCAAAUACAAGCGUCCUUGUUGCGUAUUUGCAUCAGUUGUCGCAAUCUUUGCUUCAAGAUUACUUGCAUUUUUAUAUGUCGACUGCAAAGUUAAAUUAUGUCGUACUGCGACUGUUCAGAUCCUUGGUUGCAAAAGGUUACUGCUCGGACAAAACAGCUGAAGAAGAUGGAGAGGGCGAAGGGGACAUCAAGGGAAUGACCUUCGAUGAUGACAACGAUGGUACUGGAAUGGGAGAAGGUGACGGUAAAAAAGAUGUCACCGAUCAAAUUGAGAAUGAAGAUCAAUUGGCGGGAUUGAAAUCUGACACGGAUAACGAAGAUGAGAAGAAGCAAGACGAGUCAAAACAAUUGAACGAAGAGGAAGAAGAUCAAGGAAUGGAAAUGGAGGGUGACUUCGAUGGGGAAAUGUUCGACUUACCAGAGAAACCACAGGAUGAGAAUGAAAUGGAGGAACAGGAGGGAGAGGAACUAGAUACUGAAAUGGGAGAAGAUACAAAUCAGGACGACCAAGUAGUCGAUGAAAAAAUGUGGAAUGACAGUGAUGAUGAAGAUGACAUCAACCAAGACGAAGAGAAAUUUGAAGAAGAUGGAGGAGUCAAAGGAGAAGCUCUUGAGGAUAUGAUGCGAACCAAAGACGAAGAUGAAGAAGGAGAUGAACCAGAUGACGGAGAUAAAAAUCCUUCAAGUCAGGAUGCAGAGGAAAAUAAUAUCGAGGCUGACCCCGACGAAGGCGAAGAUAAACAGGAUGACCAAAGAAUAAACGAGGACACCGAAGACCGGUAUGAAGAUGACCACGACGUUAACGUAAGAGGUGACGAAAACGAAGAGGAACCCCAAGAAGAUGGCGACGACCAAAUGCAACUGGAUGAGAACCUUGAGCUAGACGAUGAAGACAUAGAUAAUGGUGAGGACGAAACUGGGGCGGAAGAUACUGGUGGAAAUGACGAGACUGGUUCUGUUUCUGACGGACCGGAAGAUUACGAUGAAACCCUUGGUGAGAAUGAUUCUGAUAAGGAAGAUGAAAACGAAAUUGAGAACGAAGAAGCAGAAGACGAGAAGGCAGCAAAUCAAGCGGAAGGACCAAUGGACUUAGAAAAUGAAGCAGGCGAAGAGCCAGAAAAGGAUGAGGACAAGACAGACGAACCGCCAGUAGACAAAUCGAGUGAAGACCCCCCAGCUGAAGAGGCCCACGGAAUUCGUUCAAAAGAUGGAACCGAUGCAAUUGUCGACGAUGGCGAUGAAGUUGACGAAGAGGAAGAUGCGAACGAAGAAAAUGAAGCUAUUGGAAACCCUUCUGGUGGAAAAUCAGAUAGUAACCAAGCAGACAUGGACGGCAAUGAUGGCGGUGGAUACAGCGAAGAUCAGGUAAACGAAAAUAACGAUACAAAUUCCAAAGAUAGUUCUCGCGAUAUUCCAAAUCCAUUCAAAGAUCCUGGAGAUGCUUCUAAAUUUUGGCACAGAAAACUGAAUAUAAUUGACACAAAUGAUUCUCCAGAUGAGCCCAAUUCAGAAAAUAUCGAAAUGGACGACAAAGAUGAUUCUCAAAACGAAAAAGAUGGCGACUACGAAUACUCCGGAGACCCGAAUGAUUCAACUCAGGUUCUUGGAGAAGUCAAGGAGGAGGAAGCCGUGGAAAUGGACCUUGAGGAUAACGCAGAUGAUAAAGAUAUGGAUGAAGACAAGGGUGAAGACCAAACAGAAAAGGUAGAAAACGAGGCUGACAUGACAAAACAAAAAAAGAAUGAGAAAAGCCAGUCCCGGCAAAAGAAUCCAAAAUCUCUUAUGGAUCAAGAAGAGCAAAUCAAUGACAACGACCUCAAUGAGGAAGGUUCUAUUAUGGAUGAAGCGGUAAAAGAAGAAUCUGAAGGUGAGGAUACGGUAGAAGAAGACGAAGAUUCAGACAAUGAUAAUUUAGGAAGUCGUGUUGUGUCUGAUCUUUCCAAGCUAAAAAUGGAAGGGGAGCAGCCCUUAGCUGAAACUAGCUCUCGACUUGUUCAAGAUGAAUACAUGUCAAAACUCACAAGCUUUGAAGCUGAAGAAGCUCGGUCGCAUUGGCUGAGCAUUCAAGGCGAAACUCAAAACUUAUCCAGAAGACUCUGCGAAAAGCUUCGGCUGGUAAUGGAACCAUUGGUUGCAUCAAAACUUCGGGGAGACUAUCGAACUGGAAAACGAAUCAACAUGAAACGCGUCAUUGGAUACAUUGCGAGUGGAUACCGAAAAGAUAAAAUAUGGUUACGCAGAACAAAGCCUGCGAAACGCAAUUAUCGAGUUCUCCUGGCCGUCGAUGAUUCUGAGAGUAUGAACAAGUCAGGAGCAGGUGAAAUUGCGCUGCAUGCGAUGGCCACUGUAGCAGUUGGAAUGAAUCAGCUAGAGAUUGGUGAACUUGGCGUAGCAAGUUUUGGCGAUGAUAUGAAACUCGUGCAUCCUUUCCACAUGCCUUUCACAUCUGAAUCUGGAGUAAGUGUCGUCCGCAAUUUCAAGUUCGAACAGCAACGCACCCGCAUUGCAAUGUGUGUUGAAAGUGCUAUGGCAGCUCUUGACGAUUCUGGAGAUCAGUCUUCCAUGCAACUUGUGUUCCUCAUUAGUGACGGGAGGAUCGAACGAGAUAGCAGAGCAGCCUUAAAGCGUCUGAUUCGAGAGAUGAUGGAACGCAAUAUUCUGCUUGCUAUGAUAAUUGUAGAGGGGAAAGGGAAAAAGAAAGACACUAUAUUGAACAUGAAAGAGGUCACGUUUGAAAAAGGGAAGCCAGUGGUUAAGCGGUUUAUGGAUGAUUAUCCAUUUCCUUACUACAUCGUCCUGGACGAUGUGGCGUCAUUACCCGAGGUACUGGGCGAUUCAUUGAAGCAGUGGUUUGAAAUGCUUACUCAAUUGCAGAGAUCCUAACCAAAUUUACAAAACUGAAAUGAUCAAGAAAGAGACAUACUUGAGCAAUUAUUUUUGGCAAUUGUUUAAAUUUAAAUUUUCAGUGUGUGCGUGUGCGUGUGUGUAUGCAUAUGUGUACGGAUGUGAAGUGCAUCGUACACAUCAAUGGUUCAAACGGAGAAAGAAUAGAAUAUGACUAUGCCGCGUUAUCGAGUCGCGUAAUAAUGCGCAUUGCGUGAAACUUCGCGGCUCUUUCUCUGCCUCGAUCCUGCUGACAUUUGAAAUCGUUGACCGAGCCCUUGAGGUCUUCCAUCACCAUCGGUUCCUGCUGUGUCUUCCUGCUACUAGUUGCGAAUGCCUCUCCUCCGCUUGACACGAGAAAGCUUCUGGCUUCAUGUUUUCCGAAUGUCUCGUCAUCCCUCCUGUUUCUUCGGGUUGCUUGUAUCAUCAUUGACUGCACACGACGAUUGGCGUUCUUUUCUCGUUCUUGAUCGAAGGCACUCUUGUCCAAGAAUUGUCGUCUGAGCUUUUCUUGCGACCUUCGGUCGGAUUUUUCCGCUUCCUUUUGCAGACCUUGACCACCGAGCUCACUCGGAAGAGCAGGUGUCUGCAGGGAAGAAGGAGGAGUGGAGGGGGGCGACGACCGAAUUUCUACAGACGUUUUGCUGUUGGGACUCCCAUGGAUAGAGGCAUGCGACUGCGGAGAAAUCGUAGCAUAGUUCGAAGACGACGGUGAAGCGUUCCAUUGUCCAGGACUUAUCAUAGGCGACUG